Pisolithus orientalis is the source of this 939-nucleotide messenger RNA. RefSeq lists its product as uncharacterized. Lineage: Eukaryota; Fungi; Basidiomycota; Agaricomycetes; Boletales; Pisolithaceae. The transcript has a single exon. The record is from RefSeq and is a predicted model, not a curated record. Gene Ontology annotation, cellular component: ribonuclease MRP complex; nucleolar ribonuclease P complex. Gene Ontology annotation, molecular function: nucleic acid binding. Bases 1 to 939 code for a protein of 312 amino acids. Gene Ontology annotation, biological process: tRNA 5'-leader removal.
AUGAGCAAGCGGAAACAGGACACAGAGACCAGCGACGACUCAAAUCGUGUAAAACGAGUCAAGGAUAACUUGGGAGUAGCAAAACCGGUCCCAAUGACGCGUCCUGCAUCGUCUGCUGCGACGGGUAGUCAAAGUGCUCAGACAGAGGUUACCGACAAGAGGCCGGGGAAAGAGAUACGGAAGGCUAUCCCCAACGCUCCAAAAACAAACGCGUCUUCGCCCUCCAGCGCAUCUGAUACGGGUCCAUCCGUCCCAGUGCCCACUCCACUCGCCCCAGCCCCAGCACCCCCACGUAAACGUCCGCGUAUCCUCAAACUAGCGCCGCCCCGUCCCUAUCCGACGGUACCCAUUGGACGUUCUGCGACUGGCCCACGCUCAACGUCCACUCGUCCUUCACCUGAUGAACCACUAUGCCUAUGCGUCACGCGCAAAACCGCGCUUGCUGCUUAUAUCCGGCGAUGUAAGUCUGCUUUUUUGCAGGACGGCGCACGUGAAAUACGUCUGUCUGCGAUGGGUGCUGCUAUACCGCAUCUCGCGGUUCUCGUCGGGAGCUUGACUACGCAAGGAAUCUUGCCGUUUGCCCAGGAUGACCUCGAGGUGGAAGUGUAUACGGGUUCCGGGGAGGUGGUGGAUGAGAUACUAAGUGACAGUGAGAGCGAGAGUGGUGAGAAAGUUCAGGAUACGGAUACGCCGAAGGAAGAGUUCAGAAAGAGAACCAAGUCCACCAUGAAUGUGAUCAUACGCCAUAAAAAUGGGAACACUAACCCUGCAGAAGCAGAGGGCGUCCGCGCCCCCGCCAAUCAGGGAAAACGGAAACGAAGAAGGAGAGGGAGAGGUAAAGGGAAGGUAUCAGCGGAGGAGGGACAGCAAAGCGGCGUGAAGGCCCCGCGGCGAAUCGUGAUUCAGGAACCGGAACAAGAGGAUUCGGAUGGGUCGUGA